This is a messenger RNA of Closterium sp. Yama58-4, 1077 nucleotides long. The record is from the annotation of a GenBank genome assembly. NCBI's taxonomy places the organism in Eukaryota, Viridiplantae, Streptophyta, Zygnematophyceae, Desmidiales, Closteriaceae.
AUGGGGGGCGAUCUCAACUCAGAAAAGGGUCUGAGAGCACAGCUUGAAGUAGCAGGGGUGCGCGUGGGGCGGGCAGACGUGCCCUUUUGUGUGCUCUCGCGCCGGCCCUACCCCGCAGACGACGUGCUCGUUGCUGCGCUCUCCUCCUCCGCGCCUCUCAACGGAGCCAAGUGCUGGCCCUGCACGCCCGCCUACACUGGCCUCCGGGCGCUGCUCAAAUACGCCCCCAUCCCCCCCACGCGCUGGAUCCGCUCCCCCUCCGCGGACUGGCUCAACCGCCCCGCCUCCCCCCGAGGGGCAGUGCAGCUCUGCGACCCCACGCGCCCCUGGGAACCUGCCUGGCCGGCUGCAUUCGACAAAGCUGUUGGUGCUGAGCUUGCGGCGCUGCGGAGGGUGAUCGAGGACGUGGGCCUCGAGGAGUGUGUGAGGCGGUUUGAAGAGUUCAAAUCAGCAUCGGACGAGUGGACAGCCCCCCCCAUAGCAGCCAUCUGCCAUCGCUCCUUGCUGGGCCCCAUGGACCUCCUCGGCGCGCCCUCCGCCUCCUUUUACACCGCCACCUCCCCCCUCUCCGCCUCCAGCUCACUUGCCUGCACAGACACUCACAGCAGCAGCAGCGGUAGUGGUGCUGGCGGUGGUGGGUCCGGUGGCGAGGGUGAGGGUGGUGCAGGGGUGGGAGGUGAAAGGACGUGGGAGGAGGAGGUGGUGAGGCGGGUACCGGCUGUGGCGAUAGUUCGCUCAGCGUUGAAUGGGGUCAGCAGCGCGGUCACGCACGGGGCACCAUUGGAUGUGCUCAAGUUGAGCCUGGAUGGAUCCGACCUCCCCACUCUAGCAGCCCUGCUACGUGACCAAUCCCUCCCGCCAGCUUGCCAGCUGCUAGUAGCCUUCCCCACCAGCCAACCAGACAGCGCCAUGUGGCGCAGGGAUAUUGUAGCCGGGCUCGAGCGGGAGCAGGUGUAUCUGGCAGCGUGCGUGCAGGAGUGGUGGAGUGCGGUGGAGAGGUGUACCUUCUUCUCCGUGCCUCACUGCUCCUCGCUGCUGCUGGGUGUCAAUAAGCGCAUUCAAACUCAAUCCAAGUGA